AUGGACACGAACGCGCUGAUCGAUCUCGUCCAUGAGAUGCAGGGCCAGCUCUGGGUCGAUCAGGUGAAUGAGACCCUUAGGACUGGCCUCCUCUGCGAAUGGGUGUCGACUUUCCAUCCGAAUAAGCUUCCCUGUCAACUCGACGGUCCCUUUCACCAUGGCGCAUUCAAUGCCGGCAUGAAGAUGGUCUUCAGCGACAGCACCACCUGGAUGGUUCGUUUCCCUCGUGUAGGGAUGGUCUGUGACAACUACGCCGAUGAGAAGGUUGCCAUGGAGGUGACUGCCCUGAGUCUUAUCCACGACAGGACUACCAUUCCUGUCCCAAGAAUUCAGGCAUGGGGCAACGCUGCCAGUAACCCACUCGAUCUGGGUCCGUUCAUUAUCAUGGACUUCAUUGAUGGUGUGAGCCUCAGCGACAUUCUCAACGAUACCGACGCUGAACGUCCCACCAGACUCAUGAGGGAGGAUAUCAAUGAUAGUGACAUUGAAAUUAUCUACAGGCAGUUGGCGAAUUAUCUACUUCAGCUUUUCAAACUUGAUUUCGACCAGAUUGGCAGCUUGCCAUGGCCAGGAGUUAAAACCCAAAGUGCCACACCAGCACGCCCUUUAACGUUUAAGGCACACAGUAUUCUACAAAAUGGAGGGGUCAACACCUUUGGAGACCGACGCCAGGGGUUUACAACAACAGCCGAGUAUUUUCAAUAUGUGGUCGAGCAGGAUUGGGAGCAGCUUGUCCAGCAGCCGAACUCGACUGUUGGUUUAUAUGAUGCUAAAAAUAAAUAUGUGGCGUUCAAGGUCCUAAAAGCCCUGAUAUCUGACUUGGUCAAUACAAAGUAUGACCGUUGCAAAUUCAAACUGAUUUGUGAUGAUCUUGGCUUAGCGAAUUUGAUUGUCCAGAGCAGGGAGGACCUUACUGUUGUUGGAGUAGUGGACCUUGAGUGGUCAUACAUUGGUCCCGCCCAGCUGUUUGGCUCAGCACCAUGGUGGCUUCUCCAAGACAGACCCGUCAACAGCGCGUGGGACUGUAAGGAUGACAAGCCACCUAAGAUUGCUGGCCGGUACUUCAAGUGCCUGGAGAUUUUCACACGUAUUUUAGAGGAGGAAGAGUCAAAAAUGCCAGGGCAUGAAGAGAAAGAGCUCUCCAGUCUUGUCAGGUGGUCGCAAUCCUCCGGGGCAAUGUGGUUGCACAUGCUCCUCUCGUCUGGCUUCAACGAUCAUCGCAGCUUUCCUUUUACGCAGCUGCGCCAAUACUUUGGCACUGAGUGGGCAAAGCGCGAGAAUGAAUUCAACAAUGAAGAAGAGCUUGAGGCAUUCGCAGCGCGGAAGAUGAGCGAGCUGGAGCAGUACGAUGAGGUCUUGGAGAAAAGAGAGGAUAAUAAAGCGCUCGUGGAUAGCGGAAAGAUGACAAAGGAGGAAUUCAUUGCUACCGCUCUGUCAAAAACCGACACUUCUUCCUGCUCCCCGUUGUUUAUAGCCAACAAUGAGUCGAGAGAUGACAAGGGGUUUUUCCAUAAGGCGGCUGCCUGGCUCGGCGCGUGA
Histoplasma capsulatum G186AR is the source of this 1539-nucleotide messenger RNA. RefSeq names its product phosphotransferase enzyme family protein. NCBI's taxonomy places the organism in Eukaryota, Fungi, Ascomycota, Eurotiomycetes, Onygenales, Ajellomycetaceae. The transcript has 2 exons. The coding region runs from base 1 to 1539 and encodes 512 amino acids. The record is from RefSeq and is a predicted model, not a curated record.